AUGUCGCUUCCUAUAACGCCCCCACCAGUAGCUACGACUUUCUCGCUACCCCUAACAAGCAAGAAGAAAACGCCACGCCUUGACGCAUAUGGCAAGCUACUCCAUAGGUUCUGUGAGGUGUUGUUCCUCCUCAAAGGACUCGGACCAAUUCGGGGGCCGCAUACGCGAGUGCCGCCACCACGAAAUGAGGCCCAUGGUCGACAGCGAGACUUUUUCCGCAAUCUUGCCCUUGUAUGCGACGGUCAGAAGGGAGGUUCAACGGUCACAGCGAUUGGCCUUGCCAAGAAAGAUGGCAAGCUCUGUAUCUACGCCGCUGCCAACGAUGAUAGCACCGCCAUUGACUUUCUGCGACUAUGCGUACGGUUCUUCUCGAAGUUUAUGGCCGCCGAUGUUCAGAGGCAGCACACGUUGCAGCGAAUGUUCAUCGAGAUGUGCGUCCAACACGCUACUCCAAGAAUCCAGUCCUACACUACCAAUCUCAGGAAUUGUUUGGACGCUUGCAUCGAUGGUAUACUUGCAAUGAAAGAUGUCCAAUAUCUUCCGCUCGUACCAUGGCUACGAUCCAUACAAACAAACUGCCGUGGUGGUGUUAAACCACUGGCCACAUGCAUUGCAAUGCAUAAAGCAACGCAGCAGGGCCUGUGGAACCAACUUUGCGCAUUGGCUGAUGCAACCUUGGACAAAACUUCACAUUUCCCCAGAGCUAAACAUAAUAUUGGCCGUCUCUCCAGUAGGAUACGAGCCCCCCACGCUAUGCUAGCCAGUCUUCAGGACUUUUCUGGAGAAUUUAGCGCUUUGCGAGUCCACAUAGCUGUCAUUGCUGUGCCCCCUAUGGCUGCUGCGAAAUGGCCUGAGCCAGACAGCCACACUUCAUUGGAUGGCAUUUUAGGAAGGAUGGUUGGCGCAAAUUUUCCUCGCAUGGAUGAGGUCAAGGCGCGUCUCCUCUUUCUUGAUAUGGUUUAUGAUCGAGAGCCGCUACAAGCGAUUCUGCUCCAUUAUACAGAGUCGGAGCCGUUUGUGCACGCUGAGAUACGCGUCUUGGAGCACCUUGAUACUCUCGAGGUCGAGUUUUUCAACAAUGACCGGUACAUUUAUACCAGCAAACCAGCGUGUUAUUGCUGCAGGCUGUACUUCGAAAAGUUUUCUAAAGGCAUAAUUGUUCCGGAAAGCCAUUUUAAAAUUCCCAAGCACUGGGGAUUCCCUAAGGUGGAAGAAUUCUCUAAGUACGAUGCUGCCUCUAUAGAGCAGCGUGAUUUGAUCAAUGGAAUGAACAAGGUGAUGCGGACUGAAAUCUUGCAGCAGAUUGAUGGCAUCACCAUACCGGCUGGUUGGCAAACUGAUUCGACCACCGGGGUACCUAGCAUUGUGUCUCUAGAUACCGUGUCUGUCUUUAGCGACGACUUGUCGCCACGGUUUGAGUUGGGGACAUACGGUACUAGCAUCCAGCUUACAGAAGAAUUCGAUGACGGUCAACUAACCCCAAGACCAUUAACACCAGGGCCAUAG
This is a messenger RNA of [Torrubiella] hemipterigena, 1506 nucleotides long. The record is from the annotation of a GenBank genome assembly. Lineage: Eukaryota; Fungi; Ascomycota; Sordariomycetes; Hypocreales; Clavicipitaceae.